CCCGCCCGCCGCCGCGCCACUCGGGCUCUUCGACGCGCGCGCCGCCGCCGCCUCGCUGGCCGCUGCGGCCCGCUACGAGGCGGAGCGGCUGCAGCCUCCGGGGCAGCGCGAGGAGGGAUCGCAGAGCGCCGGGGACAACGAGGCAUGCGAACGUGACGAUGGCGCGGAAGGCUCGCAGCUCGCUCGUGGCACCGAAGCAGCCAGGGGCCACCAGCCCUCCCCACCUCGUCUCCCCGCCUCUGGUGGCGAUGGUGGUGGUGCUAGCGGCGAGGCGCCCCGGGAUGCCAACGUUGUGUUGUCCCGCGUGUUCACCCGGGUGCAGCAGGGCCUUACACGGGGC
Messenger RNA from Astrephomene gubernaculifera, 340 nucleotides. Lineage: Eukaryota; Viridiplantae; Chlorophyta; Chlorophyceae; Chlamydomonadales; Astrephomenaceae. The record is from the annotation of a GenBank genome assembly.